This is a messenger RNA of Etheostoma cragini (Arkansas darter), 2887 nucleotides long. RefSeq names its product solute carrier family 22 member 13-like. Gene Ontology annotation, biological process: transmembrane transport. NCBI's taxonomy places the organism in Eukaryota, Metazoa, Chordata, Actinopteri, Perciformes, Percidae. Gene Ontology annotation, cellular component: membrane. The transcript has 10 exons. The record is from RefSeq and is a predicted model, not a curated record. Gene Ontology annotation, molecular function: transmembrane transporter activity. The coding region runs from base 54 to 1661 and encodes 535 amino acids.
GUCUGUCUGUCUGCCUGUCACGCUGCACAGGAACAUCAGAUAGGCCUACCAACAUGAGCAACUUUGGGCAGAUCCUGAAGGAGAUCGGGGAGUUUGGUUUGUUUCAAAAACGUUUAGUGGCUACAUUAUGCAUCCCAAGCAUAUUUUCGGCUUACGACGUGAUUGGUCAGGUGUUUACAGGAAUGAGCUUUCCACAUCAAUGUAACACUGACUGGAUCUUGGCACGUGGGCCAAACCUGACAGAUGAGAGGCAAAGAAAUCUCACCAUCCCGAUGAACAAGGAUGGGAGGUAUGAAAGCUGUGAAAUGUUCACACCUGUGAAUUUGGAUUUGGCAACCAUUGAAGCGUAUGGGAUUAACAGUACAACUGGAUGCAUAAAUGGAUUUGAAUUUGAGGCAACUUCCUCGAGCAUUGUCACAGAGUUCAACCUGGUGUGUGACAGGAGCAGUCUGAUUGCAGCAUCCCAGUCCAUCUACAUGGCCGGUCUGCUGGUUGGAGCGCUGGUGUUGGGGCCGAUGGCUGACAGGUUCGGUCGGCGCGUCGUGGUCAUGUUCUCUCUUCUUUUCCUACUGUUGUUCGGGGUCGGUGUUAGUUUCUCACCCAACAUCUAUGUUUAUGUGGUUCUUAAAUUUUUAGGUGGCAUCUGCAUUUCAGGCAUCCUUGCUAAUGCAUUUGUGAUAGGUGGAGAGUGGAGUGAUGCGUCCAAGUUUGCAGUCUGUGCCAUUAUCUGCCACACUGCUUUUCCUCUUGGACUGAUCCUGUUGUCCGGCAUUGCAUAUUUGAUACCCAACUGGAGGAUCCUGCAGCUGGUGCUCUUCACCCCACUCGUUGUGGUCCUGCCAAUCUUUUACUGGAUGCUUCCAGAGUCAGCUCGCUGGCUCAUCACCCAGGGCAGGAAGGAGGAGGCCAUAAAGGAGAUCCGCAAGGCAGCCAAGGUGAACAGGAGGAAGGUCCCGGAAGAUCUGCUGAACAAGCUGGAGAUUGACGGUACAUCCAAAAGAGGAAGCAUGUUGGACAUCUUCAGGAUUCCAUAUUUGAGAAAACGUUCAUUUAUAACAUGCUUUGUUUGGUUUGGAACAAGUCUGGUAUACUAUGGUCUCAGCCUGAAUGUUGCCAAUUUUGGCCUGAAUAUCUACCUCACACAGUUCAUCUUUGGCCUAGUAGAAUUUCCUGCACGUCUAGGCAGUUUGGUUCUCAUCCAGCACUUUGGAAGGAAAAUGUGUGAAGCAGGGGUCCUGUUUUUUGGAGGUGCAGCUUGUCUUGGUCUCAUUGCUAUUCCUGAAGACCUUCCUGUGGUGGCAACAGUCAUAGCUGUACUGGGGAAAUUUGCCGCCACUGCCAGUUUCUCAAUAGUCUAUGUUUAUACUGCAGAACUAUACCCUACCACUCUAAGGCAGAAUGGUGUAGGUCUAAACUCUGUGUGUGCUCGCAUGGCGGGCAUCCUCGCUCCGCUGAUCAGGCUCCUGGGUGUCUUCCAUUACACCAUCCCCAUGCUCAUAUACGGCACCGUGCCCAUUGUUGCUGCAUGUUUGUGUUUGUUAUUGCCUGAAACCCUCAAUGUUGAACUCCAGGACCACGCUGAGCUCAAAAAACCCAUGAAUGGGACAGAGAUGCACUCUUUUACUCAUGAGGACACAUCCGGAAAGAGCACAAAAAUGUAAUUCCUGUGGACGUAUUGUUUUUUAUAAAUGUUUUUGGAGUUAUGGAAAAUAUGAAUAAACUGACAUUUUGAUAUAUCAUGUAACUUUUGUUCAACGUCGAGCUGAAAGUUUGCACAACCAGAGCAAAAAUAUAUUUUUAUUCAUUACUUAUUUAAUGACUAAUAAUGUUGCUCCAUGUUUGCUGGCUGUGUAAAUAGGCAAUGGCGACAUUACCUAUUCUUGUCAUAGAGUUCUUCACCCUAUGUGGCAAAAUAUAACAACAAGAGCAACGGAUUAAUGUUGCUUUUGUCUUGCCCCUUUUGUUUGAAAAUGUAAUGUUACUUUUAUCUUUAUUACUUCUCAUUACUUUUUCUUGCCAAUGUCAAGUCUGUGACCUCACAACGUCUUUUUUUUAUAGUGCUAAAUGCAAUCUAAUUUCAUUGGACUGAAUACAAAUGUUUCCUUCUAUGAUGACUAUUUAAGUAUUCCGACAACAUGGCCAUUUUAAUGGAUUAAGUAGCACAAUGUGACUAGUAUUCCGUAUUUUAUUCCCAUUCUGGAUUUAGUCGGAAUCCAGUUUGUUUUCUGCUAGAACUUGAAAAGUCUGUUAUUUAGUUAAUGAAGUCCGAAAUGACGCCUAUUAUGUUAGUCCCGGAUUUAUCAGUUGUAGCUGCGAGUGAGCUGGUCAACUCCGUCUCUAGAUUAUCUGUUUCUGCCUAACUUGUUUGAAUGACCCCUUUGAUAAAAAUGUCUUUAGCAUGUAUGUAAUGGCUAAAAAUAUGAUAUAGAUGUGUUAACUCAGCACUGAAAGUAUGAACAAACUGAAAAGACUGAGCCUAUAACUUAGAUAUGGGCAGUUUUUCCAUUAAAUGUAUAUAAAUUACAUAUUUUAUUACUUUCGAGUAUUUUGUAAUUUACAUUUUGCUGGAAAGAAAAUGAAUAAAUAAUAACAAUACUGUAAUUUGUAACAAAAUACUUUAAUAGCUUAUAUCUGCGUAUUUAAAAUUGAACUAUGCAUUAUUUAAAAUGCUAUUUUAUUGACAAAUAAUAAUUUUAUCCCCAGUUUCAAACUGUAUAAAAGAGCAAGUAGCCUAGUAUUUGGCUAAAUGCAAGUGAAUCAUGUGACAUUUGUGUUCCCCUAGACUACAGUAGGGAUUGAUUGAUACUGGUUUUUCAAGGCUGAUACCGAUUACUAGUAGUUAAUUGAGAUUUGGAACCAAUAUGUAUUUACAGUUAAAAUGAAAAUC